Molecule: messenger RNA, 483 nt
Organism: Glossina fuscipes
Lineage: Eukaryota; Metazoa; Arthropoda; Insecta; Diptera; Glossinidae
Product: small integral membrane protein 13
Exons: 2
Coding region: 214-459 (81 amino acids)
Source: RefSeq, a predicted model, not a curated record
UUCGAUGUGUGAUUGAUGUGAUGAUUUUUCUAUUUAGUUUUUGCUUAAUAUGCACAUAAAGAUAAUAAGAAUUAUUACGAGUCUAAGUGCCUCUUGAUUUUGUUUAUAAUUUACUUUAAUCUGAAUAUAAAUGUAUAUGUACUUACAUGUACAUAUAUAUGUAUAUAUUUCUAUAUAUAUGCAUGUGUAUAUAUACACGUGGGGAUUGUGAUAAUGAUAAUGUCUGUAGCUACGACACUCGCUUUGAUUUUUACUGUUUUUGCCUCCAUUUGUAUUGUUGCUGCGAUUAUUUUGUUAGGUUGGUUCUUAAUUUGGAAAACAUUUCUAUCAAAAUUCCGUUUGGUACGUGAAUUGUUGGGCCAUUCGAACAGUGAAGAAUCUGAACCUACUGUUGGUGAGAGUAACUUAAGUUCAGCCGCUCAAUCUCAUCUUAAGGCAAGAAAAUUGCGUAAAGAUUAGUAAUACUCGCAUAACAAGCGGAAC